AGCGCUGCUCUGUGCCGAAGAGGCGGCGGCUCCGGAGGUUCCCUCACCGCCGUGUGAAGCGCUCAGCCCGGGCCUGGAGUAGGAGCUGAUGCCGCUGCAGCUGUCGGCAGUGGAGGCUGCACACACAGUGUUCUUUUUAUUUUUUAUUAUGAAGUGGAGUUUUUAAAUCCGGUCAGAGGAAUGUGAAGUACGGACUGGAGGAGACGCACAGCGGCAGUUUCACCACAGAAGGCGACACUGAGGUUCUCUCGAUACGGUUUAUUUAAAAAACAACAACAACAACAAAGGCAAGAGAAGAGACGAGACAAGUUCUGCAGCAAAGUUAGGAGGAUCAAAUUCCUCCUCCCUCACCGCUGAACAUGGCACACCGAUCUCAGAGCUCGUCUAUUGGCGAUAACCCCCUUGAUCCCAACUACCUGCCUCCACACUACCGUGAGGAGUACCGUCUGGCUAUUGAUGCGCUCAUAGAAAAUGACAUUCAGGGCUACUUUGAGUUCCUCCAGACUGCAGAUGUGGUCAGCUUCCUGUCACAGACAGAAAUUGAACACAUCAAGUCCACAAUCCAGGUGCCCAGUCAGGCCUCCAGUCUUCCAGAGCUGACAUAUCUUGAGGGAGGUCAUGAGGUUGAUGGCUCAUCUGACACCUACUGGCCGAUGCAGUCCGACCUGGCUGCCCCUGGUCUGGACCUGGGCUGGCCGUUGCCACAGCACAGCUUCGUUGGGCCGACAGAAGUCACCACUCUGGUCAACCCCUCUGACCCAGACAUGCCGUCCAUCAAGGAGCAGGCCAGGAGACUCAUCAAGAAUGCACGUCAUGUUAUUGCUGUGGUGAUGGACAUGUUCACAGAUGUUGAUAUUUUUGCUGACCUCUUGGAAGCGGCAGGACGACAUGUUCCUGUUUACAUUCUACUGGACGAACAGGAUGCCCAUCACUUUGUGUCGAUGGUCAUGAACUUUAAAGUCAACCUGGACUUAAUUCACACAAUGCGUGUCAGGACUGUGGCAGGAAUAACCUAUAGCUCCCGGAAUGGGAAAUCAUUCAAGGGACAGCUGAAAGAUCGUUUCCUAUUGGCUGACUGCAGGGCUGUCCUCAGUGGGAAUUAUAGUUUCAUGUGGUCCUAUGAGAAGAUCCACCGCUGCAUUGCCCACCUCUUCCUUGGUGAGCUGGUCACCACCUUCGAUGAAGAGUUCCGCAUCCUCUAUGCUCAGUCAGAGCCUCUAGUCAUUGAUCCGUCAGAUGCAACACUUGCUCUCUCUGAUACCAGUAGCACCAGUUCUUAUUUAGGUGGUCAGUUUGGUUUGAAGAGGACCCAGUCUUUGCGUAACCCCAUAGGUUACCGAAGGCAGCCUGAGAUUCCCUCUGCCUUCCCCUACGGAGAAACUGAUCGUAACCUUGCACUUCCUUUCCGGAGGAAUGAUCCAUAUCGUCACACAGUUGAACCUGGGGCAGGAAUUACUAUUGGGAAGUAUUCCCAGCAACAGUUUCGUCUGCAGCAGUCCUUCCUGGAGCAGGGGCGAUCCAUAGUAUCCCGGCAGAUGGACAUGAGUACUAGUGGCUUCCAGAGACACAGCUAUGCAGAGGGAACCCAGGAAAACUACACAUCGUCAAGGCAAUACAUGAAGCACAGAGUCAUGAAUAAUCUGGAUGAGACAGAUUUUUACAGGGAGCAGACCCAAGCUAGUCAUUUCUACAGUGAUGGUCCCGGGCCAGGUUCUGGCCACGGACACUACGACAGACUUCGAGGUCGUCCUCCACACCUCCCCAUUGACCAGUAUUCAGAUUCCAGUUAUCGGUCGGAUCUGGAGCCUCCUCCUGGAAUCUACGGCCAAGACUUCUCAUCUGAAGACUUGAGUAGACCUGAAGGACACCAAGUACCUCCAAUAGCUGGGAGAUAUGGAGGAGGUUCCUCCAAUAAAAGGCCAACAUUAGGUCAGUCUUAUGCCUGCCUGAGCUCACCUACCCAGCCACACCCACCAGAGAAGAAAGAGUUUCUCAAACAAUCUGACCAACAGCAUGAACAAGAUGCAAGUGUCAGGCAAGGCCUAAGGAGUUGGAGAAUCCACUCAUAUCUUAGCACAUAUGACGACAGUGGAGAGGAAGGUCUGACUCAGCCUUUAGGUCCUGAUGCAUUUGAAGAUCCUGCACCAGCUCAACAGCCUACAGCUGCUGAAAAUUCAGGUCCUCGCUUUGGAACAAAAGAGCCGCCUAAUGUUCCUGCAAAGCCCAGACCAGAUAUCCUGAGACCCCGGUUUGGAAAGCCCAAAUUACCGGAGAGCAGCAACAAAGACUCUGCCCCAACCAAGGAUCUGCUUCCCUCAGUCAGUGACUUGAAGCUGGAUAAAAAAGAGAGGGAAAUGGAAUGGGAAAAAGAAAGAGAGAGAGAUUCAGAGAGAGGUGCAACAAAGGAGGUGGGUGUAGAUGUGGAGACGACAGAGGCUCCAGAACGCUUCUUGACUAAACAUGAAUCAUUCCGUUCACGUGUAAACCCACUCCUUCAACGUAGCUCUCGUCUCCGCUCUUCACUUAUAUUCUCAUCUUCCAAGGCAGAGAUGCACAGUGGAAGCCUAGGUUUGAGAACUGCCACAGAGGAAGAUGAGGAGUUAGAUACAGGGCGCACUUCCUCAAUCGUUGCCCAGAUCUUAGAAAAGAGGAGGUCAUUGUCUCGUGAGCCUUUUGAGUGGAGGAGGAAAGCUGAGGAAAAAGAGAAAGAGAAAGAAAGGGAGGAGAAAGAGAAAGAAGAAAAAGAGAAAGAAGAAAAACAAAAGAAAAUGCGCCUUGAAGAGGAAAGGGAGAUUAGAUUGAGAGAUGACAUUAAAAGAAAGGAGGGGCCUCAGAAAACAAACGAAGAAGUAAAGACAACAACAUUAACAACAACUGCAGAAAAAUCUGAAGUCACAACAUCAUCUACAUCUUUGAAUAUGAAUGACCCAGCUAAUCGACUGCAGUAUUUCAAAGACUUGGCGGCCAAGAGAAAAGCCUCUAAAAUUGAGACAGAGUCAACACUAAAAGGCCCAGAACCUGCUGAAAAAAAGCCAGACCUUUCUGAUAAACCCCCUCUCAUCAGUACGACUGCUAAAGUCCCAACUGUCACUGUCACGUCAACAGAACCUGAACUAAAGAAGCCAGACAUCUCCUCCAAACUGGCAGAGCUAACUCGCAGACCCUCAGUCGGUUCCUCUAAACCACCAAUUCUCCACUCCAAGCCUUCCAUCAGCUUCCUGAAGUCUUCAGAGACAUCUCAACCUCAAAAAGAAGAGCACGCCUCUGAGGGCCAAAAGAAAGAUAUAUUCAAGUCUCUAAAGCCUCUUCCUUCACCUAAGCUCUUCAAGAAGGAUCAGCUGAAGUUUAAAGGACUGAAUCCCCGUCGCAUCUCUUGUGAUGAGGAGAUUCUGACCACAGACGCUACAGACGCAGAGAAGAGUGAACUGAAAAAGAGCCGCUCUUAUAGCUCCUCAACUCUCCUACAUGAUGAUUCUAGGGAAGGACAUCAAAAAGUUAUGGGAUCAAGCACAUCCAUCAACACACUGGGAGAAAGCAAGGGUGAGGGUAAGACAAUCGACUUCUUGAAGAAGCAGACUCAGAGGCUAAAAGGAUUCCUUGGGCCAAAGGAUAAAGAGAAGAAAAACUCAGGAGAUGAUAGGGGCAUGAAUGUGGUCAAAGAGAUUGCAGAAGAGCCUAGCAUAAAGCAGAGUUCAUCAGCUAAAGAUACAGGAUCUACUAAUACCGAUCAGACCACAUCCAAUCACAAGACAUUGACAGGGACGUCAGGGUCGUCUAGAUACCAGGCACCGAGCAGCUCUGUUUUGUUCAGUAGCAACCUACGAGAUGACACCAAAGUCAUUCUGGAGCAGAUCUCAGCCAACAGCCAGAAAAACCGAAUAGAGCGGGAAGAAACGGGAGCAGACAGAGAUGGUGACGCUGGGGAAAAGGGGUUGGACAGAAACAACUCCAUAAAGAAGAAUCGAUUUCUGCGACCAACAGGAAACAUCCAGGAGCGGGAGGGACUCCUGAAGAGGAUAGAGAGUCUGAGGAAGGAGAAGAAGGUCUACAGCCGCUUUGAGAUGGGGAAUAGCCUGGGUUAAUGGAAGAUGGAGGAGCGGCCUUUUAAAUGGAAACUAUUUAUGCAAGAUGAUCAAAAGACUCAUUGUCCAUUUAUGCCAGCGACACUGUCAAAGUACCUCUGUGGCUCAACACUGCAGCCUUUCCUGGAUUUUCACAACAAGUAAUAAAACUUGAAAAGACUGUACAAAAAAAAAGACUGUAUAACAUAUUGAAAAUAAAAGAAAAGUCACUGAGUUUGGAAUGUGCCCAUUUGCCAAGACCUGGAAACAACUUUUACCGUAUAUGGUGAGAAAGUCCCUCUACUUGCACACUGGCUACAUGGGCUGGUGUUUCACCUACCCAAAAGAAGGUAGGGCAGCUUUUCAACAAAUUAGCAUGUACGAACGUGAUUAGAGGGAAAGACAGUCCAUGGAAAAGCAGACACGGCACUCACACAAAAACCAAACAAAUUAAAAUAAUAAAGUAAUUCGCUGCACAUGUAUAGUAUAGUAGCAGUGUUGAAUAUGUCUUUUUGGUGUAAGUAAAAUUUGGACUGAAGUGGAUUCCCAGUGUGCCAAAAACUGAAAAGGGCAACUAAUAAUGCAGAGUGGAAAGCAAAUAUGUGAAUAUGAUGAUACGGAUAGAAUAAGAUUUGAAUGUUUGAAGAUUUUGUGUACAUCUAUAGGGUAAGUGACUUAAUCCGAAAGUGAGAGCAUGUGUUUACUAAUGUGUGAAUCUAAUGUAGAAGCAACAGGAGUUAGUAGUUUUGAUUGAAAGUUGAGCCUCUGGUGAACUUUAUCCUCUCAAGAGAGCAUUAUGUACCUUUCUAUUAAGGUGUGGACCCACUUCUCAGGGUUGAAAGUGUCAAGUAACCCUUCAGAGAGGAAGCCUCAAAGCUGACACGGUCAGAGUAGUAAGGGGUAAAAAGGAAAGCACUGAUCUUUCACUUAUCCAGUGUAAAUAUUCAUGAUUUAUAGCUGACCUGAAAAAGUGUAAAAAUACACUUUUAAGAAACAUUCAAUAAUGUGCCUCACUUUAUUAUUCCUUGCUGGUCCUUUAAAUUAGUCCUCACCUCUUAAGGGAAAGGAGGAAUCACAAUACAGGUACAUUUGCAUACUGGAACAGGGCCAUGUCAUCUUACAUAAGAUUUUCAACUUCUGAGAACUACGCCCUGUAAAGGACUUCAAAGGACUUGUUGGUCUUCACUUUUACACCAAAGAUUUGGUUUUAUGGUACAGUUCCUGUGCUGACAGUGAGACAGGACAUCAGACCAUUUUUUGUGCUUUUAAGUAAAUCAAAAAAAAAAAUUGGAGAACACUUAAGGGGUUUAACUCUUUUCUAUGCAAGACGAUAUUGUACAUACAGUAUUUAUGUAAAAUAAGAGCUUGUUGAUAUUCUUAAUUAAUUUGAUUAUGACCACUCUUCUUGUACUAUCAACGUGCCUUAUUUUAAUUAACGCAAGCAUGUGGUCUUGGCUGUAAAAAGUAACUGCCAUUAAUUAGGGGAAAAUCAGUUGUACAGGGUAAACAUGCUGGUUUUUUUGUUGUUUUUUUUAAAGAAAACCUCAGAGUAUUACAUUGUAUAUGUAAUACUGCAAAAGGUGUUUUAUUAAAUCUCUUUAAAACUCAA
This is a messenger RNA of Solea senegalensis (Senegalese sole), 5670 nucleotides long. RefSeq names its product family with sequence similarity 83 member Hb (gene sack1hb). Gene Ontology annotation, biological process: positive regulation of cell migration; protein localization to cytoskeleton; intermediate filament cytoskeleton organization. Gene Ontology annotation, molecular function: keratin filament binding. Gene Ontology annotation, cellular component: keratin filament. The coding region runs from base 360 to 4082 and encodes 1240 amino acids. The record is from RefSeq and is a predicted model, not a curated record. NCBI's taxonomy places the organism in Eukaryota, Metazoa, Chordata, Actinopteri, Pleuronectiformes, Soleidae. The transcript is spliced from 8 exons.